This is a messenger RNA of Phyllostomus hastatus (greater spear-nosed bat), 1002 nucleotides long. RefSeq names its product chromosome unknown C9orf85 homolog (gene CUNH9orf85). The coding region runs from base 87 to 581 and encodes 164 amino acids. The transcript has 4 exons. NCBI's taxonomy places the organism in Eukaryota, Metazoa, Chordata, Mammalia, Chiroptera, Phyllostomidae. The record is from RefSeq and is a predicted model, not a curated record.
UCCUUCCGGGUCAGUGACGGAGGCGUCUACUCCUAGAGGUAGUUUCUGGCGUCUUGGUCUUAUCUGCAUCUUCGUUGUCCCAGCGCAUGGUGAUUGUGAUUUUGGCGAUGAGCUCCCAGAAAGGGAACGUGGCCCGUUCCAGGCCUCAGAGGCAUCAGAAUACGUUUAGCUUCAAAAAUGACAAGUUUGAUAAGACUGUUCAAACCAAGAAAAUUAAUGAAAAACUUCAUGAUGGAGUAUGUCAGCGCUGUAAAGAAGUUCUUGAAUGGCGUGUAAAAUACAGCAAAUACAAACCAUUGUCAAAGCCUAAAAAAUGUGUUAAAUGUUUACAAAAGACAGUGAAGGAUUCUUAUCGCAUAAUGUGUAGACCAUGUGCCUGUGAACUUGAAGUUUGUGCAAAAUGUGGGAAAAAAGAAGACAUUGUUAUUCCGUUUAAUAAAGAACCAGAAAAGACAGAAGACAUUGAAAAUAACCCACAUUCCAGCCAUAGAAGAAGCUGCAGAAGAAAUGAAGAAAGUGCUGAUUUAGAUUUUGAUAUUGAUUUAGAUGACUCAGAAGAAGAUGACAGUCAAAUAAAUUAAUAUAUUAAAAAUGUGAAAACAUGAAAUUCUGAACAUUUUGACUUUGAGGAUUUUACCAAAAAAUACCGUGAAAUCCUAAUGAAGAAUUUGGAAUAACCUAUAGAAAUGGCCAUAUUUGUACAUGGACAGUAUAAAUUAUAUAUGAUAUGAAUAAUUAUAAAACUUUAAUUCAGAGUUAAAUUCUUAACAAUAAAUUUUUAAGUAACAUAUGCCAAAGUGAGAAUUGGGAUAUCAAAUUCAGUUCAUGGGGAUUAUUUAGAAAAAUAUACUACCUAAUAUCAGAGUAAACAAGAUUCAGAGUUGAUGGUUAUAUAAGAACUGUUUCAUGGAAAAAUCAUGACAUUAUUACUGCUAGCUUCAAAAAUUGGUCCUCAGUAUGUACUUUUUAAUAAAUUGAUAUCAAGUAAAUGACCCACAUAAA